GUAAGUUAUUACUUCUUUCUUAAUUUUAGGCAUGGACGCUUUCAAGAAAGGAUGGUUUACAGAAACUGGAUCAUUGCAUGGUGAUAACGCAAUAUCUAUUGAAGUGGAUAAGAUUUUGCAUCGUGAGAAGACACCGUAUCAAGAUAUUUUAGUUUUCACUAGCAAAAGGUUUGGUGUUGUUCUUGUUCUUGAUAAUGCUGUCCAGUGCUCAGAAGCUGAUGAAUUUUCAUAUCAAGAAAUCAUCUCAUUUUUACCUCUGAAUUCACAUCCCAAUCCUAAAAAGGUCCUAGUUAUUGGAGGUGGUGAUGGUGGAGUGAUAAGAGAAGUAGUUAAACACCCAUGCGUUGAAUCUGUUAUUCUUUGUGAAAUUGAUGAGAGAGUGAUAGAAGUGUCAAAAGAGUUUUUACCUUUUAUGGCAAAAGGAUUUGACAGUCCAAAAGCCACAAUUUACGUUGGUGAUGGCGCUGAAUUUGUGAGGAAUCAUCCAGGGGAAUUUGAUGUCAUUAUCACUGACUCUUCUGAUCCUAUAGGUCCAGCUCAGGUUCUAUUUCAAAAGCCUUAUUAUGAAUCUUUGAACAAAGCUCUAAAGGAAGAUGGAAUUCUUUGCUCUCAAGGUGAAUCAUUUUGGUUUGAUCUUCCUCUAUUGAAAAGUAUGCUAAAAAUGUGUCGAGAGAUCUUUCCUGUAGUUGAUUACGCCACAUCGUAUGUUCCCACUUAUCCAGGAGGGCAAAUCGGCUACCUUCUUUGCGGGAAAUCACCAAAAACCAACUUUAGAAACCCAAUUCAUAAGUUUUCUUCUGAACAAGUUGAAGAACUCAAACUGAAGUAUUAUACAUCAGAUAUUCACAGAGCCUCAUUUACACUACCAUUGUUUGUUGCAAAGGAAAUGAACUUGUAUUCUACAAAAUAAAGAGAGCAAAUGUAGAUUUGUGCUUUUUGUAUUGAAAAUUACACUUGGAGCUUCAAUUUUUAUUUUUGAUGGCAUUUUUAUUUCAAAGAUGUUAGAAGUUGUACACUAUUUUUGUAUUUUAUAUUUGUAGAUUUAAAGUUUCAUAUUUUUAAGCUUGUUAAUUGUAUUUCCAUUCAAAAGAAAAAUUUAUAAGAAAAUAAAAAAUAUAGUUUUCUUUUUAUAUUAAA
Parasteatoda tepidariorum (common house spider) is the source of this 1137-nucleotide messenger RNA. RefSeq names its product Spermidine Synthase (gene SpdS). NCBI's taxonomy places the organism in Eukaryota, Metazoa, Arthropoda, Arachnida, Araneae, Theridiidae. Gene Ontology annotation, molecular function: spermidine synthase activity. Gene Ontology annotation, cellular component: cytosol. Gene Ontology annotation, biological process: spermidine biosynthetic process. The record is from RefSeq and is a predicted model, not a curated record.